UUUAGAAGCCGUUUAGUGGUCGUUUAGUGGAUUUGUGGGACUUGGGUCAAGUGGGCAACUAGUUUUUUAUGCAGCUCUGUAUUGUCUUGUAGUAUUCUCGAAAUUAAUAUUUGUUCAUUAACAGCUGUUAAACCUAUAGUUAUUGAAUAGAAUAAUAUCGUAUUGAUGAUUAAUCGAUUGAUUCAAGCUGAAUCAAUUAUAAAGCUAGUGAAUUUCCAGACUACUAAAUAUUGACAGUUACAAAUCUUCACGAUUUGAACAAUGUGUCAGCGUUUUGUCACGCUCGUGGCCUCCCGCCUGAUGAAAUGCCGCGUAUGCGAUUAUCGCACCGUCGUGUAGAGACCAUGCGUAAAUAUAAACAAUCAUUGCCUUGCGGCCGUCAAUUUGAUGAUCAUUGCCGUUUCCCGCCUCGAAUGGAUCUGAUAUUGCGAUAGUGCGUGUUCUACAAUAAUCCCCUUGUUUUUGUAAAUUCCAGAAAUUUGGUAUCAUAAACAGAGUUCUUCAGAAUGGUUAGCGCCAGUAUGAUCGAUCAUUCGGAUCAGGUUUUAGUGAGCCUAGGAGAAUUAUGCAUAUCGGAUGAUUAUUCCGAUGUAACAUUCGUCGUAGAAAACGAGCGCAUUUCAGCGCACCGCGCCAUCCUAGCAGUACGGUGUGAGUACUUCCGGGCGCUUCUGUACGGUGCUCUGGAGGAGAGUAAGCAGAGCGAAAUAACGCUUGAUGUAUCGUCGACCGCCUUCAAGCAUCUGCUCCGGUACAUCUACACCGGCUCCUUGGAAUUGAAGGACAUGGAGGUGGACGAUAUACUAACUUUACUCGGAUUAGUCCACCAAUAUGGCAUCACUGCCUUCGUGAAAGCCAUCUCAGACUACCUGUAUGGAGUGUUGACUGUGGAGAAUGUGUGUACCAUUGCGGACGAGGCGCGUCUGCUCGAUCUAAAGGAUUUAAUGGAGAAAUGUUAUGAAUUUAUUGAUGAAAACACGCGGAGCAUCAUACAACAAGAAUCCUUCAGCAAAUUGUCAUACGACAUGCUUAGCAGCGUGAUCGAUCGCAAUAGCUUAAACAUUGAAGAGAUCGAAAUUUUCCAAGCCACUCACAAGUGGUGCAAGAGCAACGAAAAUAAGUGGUGCAAAAUAGGAGAAAAGAAAAAGUCUAUUUAUGAUAAAAUACGCUAUGAAGCAAUACCGCGCAAUAGUUUACUUGACAUAGUGCGUCCUACUGGUGUUCUAAAUCCGAAUCGAUUGUUGGAUGUAAUAUCAGCUCAAGAUAAAACCGGUUUUCAUCCCUACCGAGCUGGUUCAUCACCGGGUAAAGACGUAGCUGCAAACGCGAAAGUGGAAUGGACAACGGCUGCAGAACAUAAUCAAGUUCGUUUUGACCUUGGUAAACGAUACUUUAUCAAUCAUGUUUACAUUACUACGGGUGCACCAACAGAACCACAUUCUCCAGGUACCGUUGCUUAUUCGCUAAUUCCGAAGCAGGAAAGUCUGUCGGUAUCAUCUGAUGGCAACUCAUGGUCCACCGUGUCUUUGGGACUAUAUAACACCGCUUAUUUCCAGAGCCAUCCAUCCAUUAGCUUCCGUAUGCAACCAGUGCGAUACAUCCGCUUUCAAACACCGUAUUAUAAAGAGAAUUCCUCGAUUUCUAUAUCGGCCAUGUUAAACCCUUUCCAAGGUGCACAAAAUAGUGAAUCGCCUGCUAAACCUCGUUAAUAUGACUACACGCCCCUUUUUUAUUUAGUUUUGUUUAUCAACUUAUAUUUCUAUAGAUAUGGUUAUCCAAUUCCAAAAUACAUUAGCAUUGUAAUCGA
Messenger RNA from Anopheles arabiensis, 1807 nucleotides. Its product is annotated as BTB/POZ domain-containing protein 9-like. Gene Ontology annotation, molecular function: protein binding. Gene Ontology annotation, biological process: adult locomotory behavior; modulation of chemical synaptic transmission; circadian behavior. The record is from RefSeq and is a predicted model, not a curated record. NCBI's taxonomy places the organism in Eukaryota, Metazoa, Arthropoda, Insecta, Diptera, Culicidae. The coding region runs from base 507 to 1709 and encodes 400 amino acids. The transcript is spliced from 3 exons.